AUGAGAUGGAUAGAAACAGAAUAUGAGGGUAUGUUCCAAAUGUCCUGCGGGUUGAUUGCGUUUGCCGAGGAUUUGCCAAUCGUAAUCGUGGACAAGGAGGAGAAAGAAUUAAAACAUAAGACAGAAAUGGCCUACAGAAUGGUAAAAUCUAAAGUAAAAGAACUACGUUUAGAGCUAGCGGAGCAUAAAACACAGGCCGUGCUUCUACAGGACAGGCGCAAGAUAAAAGUCAUGACGCUAAAUUUAGAGCAAGGUGGACCUCCGGUGAGGACAACUGAAGAGAUCCGAUACCUAAGAGACGUCACUAAGAGAACUGACAAGACGUUCAACAACCUAAAAAGUAUAAUGUCAAACAUAGAAGUGCCAGGGUCGUCAGAUAGAAAAAUCAUAGCUACGGUGGCACUUUCCACACUGCUGUAUGGAUGCUACAGAAGUCUCCUGAGCAAAACAACCGGCAUGAUGUCGAUAGAUUUGAAAGUGCAGAAAAAAUGCCAGGUGUACGAAAGGGGGAAAGAUCACAGACAGGAAAUUGAAAACAAAAUAUGUAAAGAAUGGCAAAAUAGAUGGGAUAAAGCAGAAGGCGAAACAGCAGGAUGGACCAAAAAACUAAUUCCAGAUCUCCAGAAGUGGGUAAAUAGGAAGUGUGGCGAGACGAAGAACUACUAUGUGACACAGAUGCUUUCGGGACACGGGAACUUUGCGAAACAGACACAGAGAAUCGGCAAGAGCGAAACGAGCGAAUGCUGGUACGAGUGUGAGGAAGACGAUACAGCAGAGCACACACUUUUUGCGUGUGCAAAAUGA
Molecule: messenger RNA, 804 nt
Organism: Zophobas morio
Lineage: Eukaryota; Metazoa; Arthropoda; Insecta; Coleoptera; Tenebrionidae
Exons: 4
Coding region: 1-804 (267 amino acids)
Source: RefSeq, a predicted model, not a curated record